UCAAGAUAACACCACUUAAACAAACAUCACUAUCAACUGGUAUGUCUCACAUAGAUACAACUGUAGAACACAUUUCGUAAUAUUUAGCGUUUGUUCGUGUAGCAGCAACAAAGAAAAUAUGAUUAUUUUGAUGUUAAUAAUAACAGUUUCUUCCGUGACAGCAGAUGUUGGAUAUUUCUGGCAUGUGACAGAUUUCCACUGGGAUCAUACUUACAUGAGUCAGGACCUUUCCUGUAAUGAAGUCGUAGAAACCUAUGGUAUAUAUGGUGAUUAUUGGUGUGAUGCCCCCUGGAAACUGGUGAACGACAGCGUUGAAGCAAUGAAGGCACUGAAACCUGAUCCUGACUUUAUAUUGUGGACAGGAGACAAUACUCCCCAUACAAGUGAUGAAAACGUUAAUUUUGAAAUCCAUGAUGCAAUAUUGGGGAACAUUACUAAUCUUCUGAAGGACGUAUUUACGACUGUUCCUGUGUAUGCCACGUUAGGAAACCACGACUACUUUCCUCAUAACCAGUUCCCAGAGACUGGUAAUUUGCUGUAUAACAGGUCUUAUGAUAGAUGGAAAAGUUGGAUUGGUGAAGAAAGCAUGGAUCCAUUUCUCCGCGGUGCAUAUUACACACUUAAGACUGCAACUGGUUUGAGAAUUGUUGGACUGAAUACAAAUCUUUACUAUACUUCUAACAAACAAACUGGUAGUACAGAGGAUCCCGCCGGCCAGUUUGUCUGGUUAGAGAAAGUACUGGAAGCAGCAAAGGUAGCCAAUGAAAAGGUUCUAGUAACGGCACACGUACCACCGGGUGUAAAUCCCACCACUGGUAGAGUCCCCUGGAUGUAUCCACAGUAUAAUACCAAACUGAACAGUAUAUUCAUGAACUAUACAGAACAGAUUAUUGGGAUGCACUUUGGACACGAACAUUCAGACAAUUUUAGGGUCUACCAUGACGACGCAGGUGAGGGUGUAAUUGCACAGUUUUGUGCGCCUUCUGUAACGCCUUGGCGGUACAAAUUUGCUGGUAGAACUGGACCCGCUCAUAAUCCAAGUUUCAGGCUACUAAAAUACGACAGAUCGAAUGGAAACUUGCUAGACUUUACACAGUAUUAUAUGGAUUUACCAGAAGUCAAUAGGAACAAUCAAUCUGAAUGGAAAAUCGAAUAUAAUGCCACCACGGCCUAUGGGUUGGUUGACCUCUCUCCUUCGUCGAUGGCACAACUUGUUACCCGGAUGAAAACUCAGAAGAACCAAGAAUUUCAAUCUUUCCGUAAAUUCUGGACAGUUAGUGUUAGUGAGAAUUAUAAAGAACUAUGUGAUGAAAAAUGCCAUGCUGGUUUUUAUUGUAAUUCUAGACAUUUGGAAAAAGACAGUUUUGAAAACUGCUUUAAUGGUCUUACAACUUCGGCAGCACCGUUUUCGCCAAAUUAUAAUGGCUUAACAUUCAGUCUCCUAGUGAUAUGUUCAACUUUUGUCACACAGUUUGUUUAAAUUAAAUACUUUUCUGUUUACCAAUUGAUGAAAAAUAGUGGAUCUUCUAAAAGCUAGAUCAUGUACAAACACUUAGUUAAACCCUUUCGUGAUUAAAACAAAUACAAAUAUGUCACGUAUAACUUUGUACCAUCUUUCAUAUUCUUGUUACGAUUUUCGGUCCACAUAAUUGAUAGUUGCCUUAUAACUAAUAUCUUGAUAUUCUUACACAUCUGUAAAUAGUGUACAAUUACUCUAUAAAGAACUAGAAAUCCUACUAAUUAGAUAUAGGAAGAUGUGGUAUGAGUGCCAAUGAGACAACUCUUCAUCCAAGUAACAAUUUAUAAAAGUAAACCAUUAUAGGUCAAGGUACGGCCUUCAACACGUAGCAUUGGCUCACACCGAACAGCAAGCUUUAAAGGGCCCCAAAAAUUACUAGUGUAAAACCAUUCAAACGGGACAACCAACGGUCUAAUCUAUAUAAAAACGAGAAACGGGAACACGUAUGAACUACAUAAUCAGACGACAACUACUGUACAUCAUAUUCCUGACUUAGGACAGGUGCAAACAUUUGAAGCGGGACUAAGAAUACAAAUAAAUUUUUACCCUUUCGCUUGGAAUAAGAAACAUUUAAAAUGGGUGAAGGUGGAGGGGUGUAAAUCACUUACAGCUGAUGUAUUCAAAAUCAACCAUAUCAUUGUUGAAGGCCGUACAGUUGCCUUUAAUUGCUUACAUCCACUUCAUUUGAACUUUGGUGGAUAGUUGUCUCAUUGGCAAUUAUACCACAUCUCCUUAUUUUUAAACAUAUCGUACAUUUGUAAAUGAAACAAUCGUUGUCGGUAAACUUUAGAAAUAUAAAAAAAAAAUGUGCAUCUUUUAAGGCAUGACAUAUUAUCUGUGUAGAGAACUUCUAUUUUGUAUGCAAAGAUUAUAAACAUAAUAUGAAGUUUACUGUGAAUUUCAAAUGUUUAUUGAUUGAACAGAAAAUAGGAAAUUGCUGAGACAUGUUUCCAUUAUACUUUACAUGGGGUUUAAUUUUUCAUACCAACCACAUCCUCUGAUUAUCAUAAAACAUAAUUUUCUGUUAAGAAAAUGAAGUGCAAAAAAAAAAAAUUGUUUACUGAAUAGGGUUAUUUGCUACUCCAGUCAUACACAUUUUUUGCUAUUUGCUAGACGUGAUGCUACCAAAGCUUAUAGUUAUAAUGAGAUCCAUAAUUUGUGUUUAAACUAUUGCUGUGAUAAUUGAACCUCCGGGUUCGUGGAAUCUUUUUAACGAACCAAUGCUUAUUCAUUGUAUCUACAUUAUAAAAGCCUCUUAAUUGUAUUCUUUUCCGUAAGACUAAUAUACAGUUUACAUCUUUAUUACUUGCGUAUCAUAAAGUUUUGUCAGAACAAUCGUCUGCAUAUUGUUUAUAUCUGUAAUAUGUUUCUUGAAUAAAUAUUUAUUUUUUA
Messenger RNA from Mytilus californianus (California mussel), 2911 nucleotides. Its product is annotated as acid sphingomyelinase-like phosphodiesterase 3b. The coding region runs from base 119 to 1480 and encodes 453 amino acids. The record is from RefSeq and is a predicted model, not a curated record. The transcript is spliced from 6 exons. Gene Ontology annotation, molecular function: hydrolase activity. NCBI's taxonomy places the organism in Eukaryota, Metazoa, Mollusca, Bivalvia, Mytilida, Mytilidae.